Messenger RNA from Linum trigynum, 5110 nucleotides. NCBI's taxonomy places the organism in Eukaryota, Viridiplantae, Streptophyta, Magnoliopsida, Malpighiales, Linaceae. The record is from the annotation of a GenBank genome assembly.
UGAGUACAUUGGAGGACAGAAGAGAGAAGCAGAGAGAGAGAGAGAGAGAGAGAGAGAGAGAGAGAGAGAGAGAGAGAGAGAGCGAGGAAAGAGAAACAUGGUCUGCAGAAGGCAUACAUACACGGAUAUGGAUUUCGAAUAGUGGUUGUUAAUGAGAAAUGUGAGUCUUUAUGGUGAGCAGCUAUGGUCUGACAACAAUAAAUUUUGGUAGCUGUCUUCAUCUUUUAUGUAUUUUCCUUGUCGUCCAACAUAAAUCAUUAAAAUAGAGAACAAAACACAAUAAAAUGAAAGCUCUCUUUUGUUUGCUUGCUUGUUUGUCCCUUCUUCAGUUCCCAUCUCAAAUCUGAAGAGGCCAUUGAUUCUUGCAAAAUGGGGUUGUUCAAGUUAUUUGUACUUUGUACAGCAGUGAUUGUGGCAGGUGCAUUGGAUUCAGCUCAAUCUGUUGUAAUAAUUCUUUUCCACGAGGCACCAUCUGAGGUUUCAAGGUUCUCAACUGCCGUAUUCAAGUAUUCCGUUGAAGGGUCGGAUGCCAGUAAUGCAUGCAGCAGCAAUGGCUGCUUUAUUGCCUGUGAGCUUGAUGGCCAAGCUUUAAGAUCAUGCCCAGCUGACUCCAUUGUGUUGAGGAACUUGACAGUGAAUCAGAAGCAUACUUUCCUUUUGAAUGUCACAACUCAGAAUGGGGACAGAAACUCUUCCUCUUAUUCAUGGUUCAUCGAUACAAUUCCGCCAACAGCCACUUUGUCUAGUGAAGAUAGCUACACAAAUGCUGCAAAAAUAACUGUUGAUGUCACCUUCAGUGAGGCUUGUGGGUUGAAGUGCUUGAACUCAUCACACUGUGAUGUUUUGAUAGAUGGUCCAGGUUCUAUUGAUGCUUCUUCUCUGCGGGUCAUUAAACCGAACCUGAAAUACGAAGUUGACAUAGCCCUCUCCUUGGGAAGUAUGUAUGGCCGUGUUGUUAUCAGAAUGGUGAAUGGUUCUUGUACAGAUAAAGCUGGAAACCCUUUUACAAGGAGCAAAAAUUCUGCGAUGACUGUUCGCUUUGAUAGGAGACCAGUGGUGGUAGAUUUAUGGAUGCCUGUUUCAUCCUAUGUGCUGAAGAUCAAUGGCGUGCCAAGAACAGUUCUCGCAACAAACAAGAUGGAAGACUUAAGAAUUUUCGUGGAUUUCAGUAAUCCUAUACAGAAUUCGACAGAGGAAGUCCUAAGUGCAUUACAUGUCAAGUCAGGUUCUGUAUCCUCUGUUCUUAGUGGACAUCGGGGGAAUCACAAGUUUGCUUUUCAACUCAUGAACGUAUCCCGUACUGAAAUCAUCGUGAUUGAGCUUGAAACCAGUUUGAUAAUUGGCAGGACUGGAACUCCCACUUCACCGGUUUCCCCACUGACAAUUCUCUAUGAUACGGAGGACCCUGCAGUAGGGCUAAGUUCCGACUUGCAAAAUGUUACAAAAGCUUCUCACAUCAAUUUGGUUGCGGAGUUCACUAAGCCAGUUUUUGGCUUUGAUCCCUCAAUGGUAGAAGUACAUGGAGGGAAGAUUGCAAGGUUUAAGGAACUCUCGAGAGCACUAUACUCAUUGACCGUCAUUGUUGAAGCUCAGAAAACACUCUCUGUUUCUGUUCUUGCUGGCAAAGUAAGUGAUAUUUCUGGAAAUCAGAAUCUGGCAUCCAACAGAGUUCAACUGAAGCACUACUCAACCCCUGCAGCCUCAACGGCACUCCAAUCCUUUGUCACUGCUGGAGUGCUAGCAACAUCACUUGCAGUGGCUGGUCUUUCACUAUCCUAUGCUAAUAUCGGAAUAAUAAGUGCUCUCUUAACAGGAGAAACCAAUUUCGUUGCUCCCAGUCCAUCAACUAAUCUGCAUGGAAUGUUUGGGCAUCUCCAAGUCUUUGUAAUGUCAGAUUGGUUCGCUCCCAAUCAUCCAAUUGAAUAUUCAGAGACAGUAAAAGGUCUCAAGUGGCUUAUACCUCGUGGCAAGCUUCCAUGGAGAAAGGAUUCAACUUUAACUUGGACCAACCAUGUUCAUAUUACUAGUGGGAUAAAAGAUUUCAUGGCCGUUGGACUUCCUAUACUUCCUGAUGGUGAGCAUAAGCACCAGGGGAACUUCACGAGUUAUGAUGGGCUUCACGGCAAAGCUAUGAGCUCGCGAAGUGCUCAGUAUGGACAACCUCUCAAUUCAGCCGAAUACUUUACUUAUUUCUUGAGAGGAGAGCCCUUGUCUGCCAGCAAUGUCGUGAAGAAACUGGAAAACAAUAAAGGGUGGGAAGACAUGGGGAUGAACCUAUUUUGGCUUGCUGCGAUUGCAGGCAGUUUGCUUGCACUCCAUAUAUCAAUAUUCCUUUUCCUGAGAUGGAGGACAGGAUCAACAACAUCGGUUAAUUUUGGAAUGGUCUCAUUUCCAAGGUUCGAGAUCUUUCUUCUAAUCGUCAUGCUACCUUGUAUCUCUCAGUCUGCAGCAUUUGUCGUCAAAGGUGGAACAAUUGGAGGCAUGAUAACUGGAGCUUUGUUGCUGGUCAUCCCGGCAGCAUUCAUUUUAUCCGUCUUACUCUUCCUCCUAGUCGCCAUUCUUCCGGGGAAAUUUGUCCAAUACAAGGAGAUUAAGUAUACAGUUGUAAGGGAGGCAUGGUAUGAAAAGCUGUGGUUCUUUAUCACCAGUAGACCAGUAAUGGGGAAGUGGGUCUACAGAGAAGGCUCCACUUCGUCUCUCGUACAGAACUUCAGAAGCCUCUUUGAGAAUCAAAAGGGCCCCCCUUUCUUCAUCUUCGUUGAUAAAACUGAUCAAAGCACCGUUCCAAAAUGGAGCGAGAGUGGCCGAAGUGGUGGAAUUGGAAGAAUGCGAGCCAUCAGUUCGAACGACAUCAAUGAAGAGGAUUUGAAGGUUCCUGGCCCCAUGAAGUGUCUUGGGUAUGCUAGAUCUUCAUACUUAGUUCUCGAUCUCAUUCGAAGAGUCAGCUUGGGAGUAAUAUCCGGAGUAGCAGCUACCUCGAAAGAUCACUGGAUGCACAACCUCAUAGCCUUGGCGAUCACAAUGACACAAUUUGUCUACCUGUCGAGUCUCAAACCUUUCAUCAAGAGGAGUGUCCAUGCAGUAGAAAGCAUUUCCCUGCUAUGCGAGGCAGCCAUCUUCUCCAUUUCCAUGGCUGUCACGACUAAGAAGCCAGAUCCGACGGAGGCUACAGUUCUAGGAUAUGUAAUGGUGGCUCUUCUCCUGCUCACCGCCAUUGCCCAUAUCACGAACGAAUGGUAUGGGUUGGUUUCUUGGCUGGUAAGACUCUCGUGGACGCCACGGUUCAUGGCCAGAGGUCUCAUCCUACCUUUCUUGCCGAGGAAGCAAUGGUCGAGUAUUGUCUUACCGAGUUCACCCCAACCAAAGACCGGACUGUCCAGCGUUCCUCAGUUGAGUCCCGACACAGAUGUGCCACCGCCACGUGGGAAUUCAUUCCGAGCUAUGUCUGCUACGGUGGUACCCAUGGCGAGUCCAGAUAAUGCUGGAGGGAGAGGGGAAACAGAAGCCAUGGUUGAGGAAAGGAGUGAGCUUAGGAAGCUGAGGGAGCUGGCGAAAGCUAGCUUCUCUGGGGAAGGAGGUAAGCGUCGCAGUAGGGAUCGAGCUCAGGAUUUGGCUCGUAAAGCUGAAGCUGAAGAAGCAUCAUCAUCUUCCAUGAGAUAGCGAGCGAUGGUGGUGAUGGUACUUGUUUUUUCUCUGCCAUUUUGGAACAUAUCAUCACUGUGUAGUGUGUACUAUCUUUAUCGCUGUUAUUUGAGAUUUGUAAUGAUUUUGAUGAGGGAGUGAAUUAGAGAAGGAAACAAAUCAAGGUUCAGGUGCCGCCGGUUAUGGGAACCGCCGCCUGUACUGCCGUGACGGAGAGGCAAUCCUAUUGACGGGUAGUGGUGGCGCCAUUUCACAUUUGCCGAUCGUGAAGGCUAGUGGAAGCCUGAUUGGGCCCACCAGUUGGAUUCCGUUGACACCAUCGACGAGACCCCGUUUUGCAGCCCAACAUUUCACCUUAACCAAACCAAACAAGAAGCUCUUAGCCGAAUUAAACAAAUCAACCAAAUCAAAUCAAAUUGUAGCGGUAAAACCAGUAAUAGGGUGUUUUAUGCAGAAACCGUGAUUAAAUAAUUUCAUAACCGCAAAAAUUCGCUUAUCGGUUUAGCCUCCAAAAAGAGACUUUUUCGGUUGGACUGUCGAUACGGUUUUAUACACUGAUUUUACCGUCUUUUCUUAGUUCACAUGUUUCUUUUGUAAUUAAUUUUUGUGGGUUUAUGUAUUUAUCCAAUCCAAAUGUUAGUGGGCGAACAAAUUAACAUAUGGAGGGUGAGUUAGAAACAAUCCAAGAAAUUAGGUCACAUGCACUCAUGCAGCUUGUGUGCUAUCCAUAUAUGAGGAAUGCAUUAUACUUCAACUUUUAAAAAAUCUGUAAAAGAGGUUGGAAGAACUAACAAGUUAGAGAAGAGUCCAAGAAAUUAGGUUACUCAUGCAGCAUGCAUGCUCUGCUAUCUGUAUAUGAUGAAAGCAUAUCAACUAAAAUCUGGAAAGUGGUUGGAAUAACUGACAAGUUAGGAAUCAGUCCAAGAGAUUAGGUUACUCAUGCAGCUUGCAUGUUCUUCUGCUGUCUAUAUAUGAUGAAUUAUCCAUUACAACUUCAUCCACACUACUGAAAUCAAGGCCAGAACCAAGAAAACCCAAUUCCACCCAAAAUCAUGGCCUCGUCAACUUUCGUUCUCUUCCUUCUGGUACUAGUGAUCUCCUUGAAUUCCCUCCCCGCACAUUCUCAAAUUGAUCACUACCUUUAGUUUUCCUCGACUCCACAUCAAUGUCCAAGCCCUUUGUUGACAGACACCAGUGGUACUUAGGCCAUUCUGUCCUCCGUUUCAUCAAAUGCAAGGCUUAUCUACAGCUACUCCCACGUCAUUGAUGGGUUUAGUGUUGCCAUGACGCCUUUGGAGCUGUUCUCUGAGCAAAGGUAUUCAUGGUACAUUUACUUGAUGAAGUUGAGGGAUCGGCCAAUCGAGUACGCCACUACGUACCCACUCUCCCGAAAUCUUGGGCCUCGCUGGUUGCUCCAUAUAUAGCUUGGGAGGUGUCCAACUAUGGUGAAGAAAUGAUCAUUGGAGUU